Molecule: messenger RNA, 317 nt
Organism: Racocetra persica
Lineage: Eukaryota; Fungi; Glomeromycota; Glomeromycetes; Diversisporales; Gigasporaceae
Source: the annotation of a GenBank genome assembly
AUAAUCUCUGGGAUCUUCAACGAAAUCUUUUAAAAAAUGGAUGGUCACUAUUAAAGCCUGGUGGAAUUCUUGUAUAUAGUACAUGUAGUCUUUCAUAUAAACAAAAUGAAGAUGUUAUUGGAUGGUUUCUUUCACAUUUUGCUAAUUCCAAAUUAGAACCUAUCCCAAAUAUAAAUAACUUGACGGUAGCACCAUUGAAAAAGAGUAAAUACGUAGAGGUUGACAUAUCGAAUGCUGUUAGAUUUGAUCCGAUUUAUUCUAACACAUCUGGUUUCUUUGUAGCUAGAAUUAGGAAAAAUGUGUUGAAUGAUAUUUAA